Molecule: messenger RNA, 1691 nt
Organism: Macrosiphum euphorbiae (potato aphid)
Lineage: Eukaryota; Metazoa; Arthropoda; Insecta; Hemiptera; Aphididae
Source: the annotation of a GenBank genome assembly
AUGUCAUCUCGAAAACAAUCAAAUCUAAGUAGCCGAACAAAACGAAGAAGAGUAGAAGAUGAGUUACGGUAUAUUAAUGUCAGUGAAGAUGUUAUGGUGGUUAAUUAUGAUAUUCCUUCUUUAAUUGUACCUAAUAAAAGUGGAUCACAAUCAAAAAGUGUAGUUGAAAUUGAUUUGCCAACAAAUCCACAUGAAAAUAAUACUUUUUUAAAUUUAAAUCAAAAUCAGCUACAAAAUACUACGGAACUAACUGAAGAUCCAAUAUAUAACUCUGCUGAUGAAGAAAUUAAAUAUUUAUCAUCUGAAACCGAUGAAGAUGACGAUAUACAUUUAUGGAACAAUGACAGUGAAAUAUCUUCUAUAAUAUUAUCAUUAAUUACACAAUGGGCCAUUACAUAUAAUAUUCCUCAAAAUGCUUUGAGUAAAUUAUUAUUAAUAUUAAGAAAACAUAGUUGCUUUGAGGCUAUUCCUAAAGAUGCCAGAACUAUAAUGCACUCAAAUACUGCAAAACCUAAUCUGCGUAUGGUAGAACCAGGUAAAUAUCACCAUUUUGGUGUUGCCAAUGGUAUUAAAAAAAAUAUAUUAGAAUGUUCAAAAAAAAAUUCAGAUAUUCAAAUAGUUGUGGGAAUUGACGGAUUGCCACUUUUUAAAAGUAAUUCUGAACAGUUUUGGCCGAUACUAGCUUACAUAUAUCCCAACAACGAUAAUGUAUUUCCAAUUGGAAUAUAUUGUGGAAAAGAAAAACCAAAAGAUAGCAAUGAUUUUAUCAAAGAUUUUAUUGAUGAAUCUAAAGCUUUAAUAGAACAAGGUCUUUAUAUUGAUAGUAAAAAGUACAAUUUUUCCAUUCGAACUAUGUGUUGUGACACACCAGCCAAGUCUUAUAUCUUAAAGAUAAAAGGUCAUUCAGGAUUUUAUUCCUGCUCAAAAUGUGAAAUUGAAGGAGAAUACUUGGCCAAUAGAAUUUGUUUUCCGUAUACACCAUCCACAAGAUGUCCACAAACAAGGUCUCAUCAAAAUUAUUUAGUCCAAUCACAAGAAGAACAUCAUGUCGGCAACACUUCUCUUUUGGCAACAUUGCCAAUGUUUGAUGUUGUGACUACAUUUUCUUUAGACUACAUGCAUUUGGUGUGCCUAGGGACUGUACGAAAACUCAUAAUGCUAUGGAUCAAAGGACCUAUUGGAAUCCGAUAUCCGUCGUGGAAAAUCGAAGAAAUGUCUAAAGCAUUAGAACAAUUGAAAAUCCACAUACCUUGUGAAUUUGCUAGGAAACCUAGAACACUACUUGAAGUGAGUCGUUGGAAAGCGACAGAAUUUAGAAAUUUUCUAUUAUAUAUUGGUAUAGUUGUAACUAAACCUAUUUUACAAGAUGAACAUUGGAAACAUUUUUUCGGUUUAAGUGUGGCAAUGAUAAUUUUAUUGAGUCCUGACUAUGCAGAGUAUAUUAACGUUUCUCGUAUAUUAUUGGAUAAUUUUGUUAAAAAUUUUGAAAAAAUUUAUGGCCGUCAUCUUAUCUCGCAUAACAUUCAUGGUCUAACACAUAUUUGUGAAGAUUAUGUCCGAUUUGGUCCGUUAGAUACUUGCUCAGCAUUUCCAUUUGAAAAUUACAUGUGCUCAUUAAAAAGAAUGCUGAGAAAGCCAAACAAGCCUUUAGAGCAAGUCGUGAAUAGAUAUAAAGAAAUUUGUGAGCUGAA